UGGCUCUGGAGCGAUCUCGAGCCACCUGUUCCAUCAAGAUCAAGAUCAGUAAAACAACAGAGCUCCCAGCAUAUUAUCAAUUAUCUACGUUCGUACAACACUUAUUAGUCAGGAAUCUUACUGGCUGCUACAGGAAUGCUUCCUCUAUAAAUGUGAGUAGGAACAAAUCCAACUAACAUAAAAAAAAUACUAAAAAUGGCGUAAACCAGGGAUAUCAACGCCGCUUCCCGCGCGAUACGCCAACGCCACCUACUUAAACAAUCAUCCAUACCACCCACUAUCACGGUAUUUACUGCCUGCUGUCUACUACUACCUCUACUACUGUAUUACUACUUCACUGUGACUAUGGUACCCCCUCCCUCAACUCGGAGCAAAAAUAAGAAGCAGGAUAAGGAAGAUACCAAGAGUGGGUCCUGAUCCAUGAACAGCUCUGAGCUGGGGCUGGCGCGGGUUAGCCACCCACCACCACAACAACAACAAAGCAGAUGACACCACCAUGGGCAACUCCAACCCAGCCACCACCACUACCACAUUACCCACUGAUGUGCCUGAUGUAGCAGAGAUAAUCUCUAAGGAACUCUCCAACGCCAAUUUAUCAGCUGUGGGAGGCAUCAGCAGAGCACUUUAUAGUAGGACAGCAGCUGUGAGGUGAACCAUCAUUCUCUCUCUCACCGCCGUCGAGGUGAGAUGGGUCUCCUGCUCCUCUUUUCCUUUACUCCUCAGUAUCAUUUGCUUCAUGCGUCUCCGCUCUCUACUCCCACAAAGGAGUGUGCUGGCCAGCGAAUCUACAAGUCUUGGCUGCUCUGUCAUCGCUGCUGGAUGUGCUGAGUGCUGGAGUGCAUCAGGGAUAAUGACGUUGCGCGUGGCAUUGGUGCGGACCUCCUUGGUACUCAACACUUUAUUGGUGCUGUAUCUCUGCAUCACAUGGAUCUUCCCAACCCCAAGCCUACAUUCACUCUCCGCCAGGGACUUAGUUUACCUCUCCUACCCUGCCGCCGUCCACUCACAACCCAAAGGCAUUGAUGUCCUCGAUAGACUCAAACAUAGAAAAAUUGAAUCAGAACCGGUAUUGUCGGCCCCCAUUCCCCUGGACCAGCCUCUUGGCACUGUACAAAGAAAUAAUGGUAUUAAAGACGUGUCUCUGCACGACAGGAUGACACCAGAACAUCUUCCUAAGCAGCCGGAAGCAGUGAACGGCGAUGGGAAUAUAAAAUCAGCAGUCACAGAGUACGGGGCCCUGCAGAUUGACCCUCCUGACCUGCCGCCCGAGUCCCUUGAGCACAAAAUGUUCCCAGACUUGAAGGAGUGCACCACGAGGCCCCUGCGACCCUUCUUCAAGCAGCGGGGUGACUACUGGGUCCUGGAGAAUUACCUGCCGGCGACGAUGGCGUUCCGGUGUGACGAAUCUAUCACAUUCUCUACACACGGCGAUUACACCUUCCUCGAUAAUCUGGGGCCUGUUGCGUCCCGCUGGCAGGGUCCCGUGAGUGUGGCUGUGUACGCUUCCGGUGACGACUUUGAGGCCUCAAUCAAGACAAUCCUUUACCUCCGUGACUGCUGGUCGGAGGACAUCAAGAAGUACGUUACCUUUCACUUCUUCUUCCACUCCCAUCAUAUGCCCAAUAAGAUCCCAUCUACGGAAGAGCUGCUGAAGAGGAAUAUACAAUGUGAGCAGGUGACGCCUCGCUGGUUCAACGUCACAACAUACAGACAGCAUAAGAACCUCAUGUACCCCGUGAAUUUGGCAAGGAACAUCGCCAGGCAGGCAGUGCAGACCUACUUUGUGGUAUCCUCAGACAUGGAGUUGUACCCAUCCAUCAACUUCAUCCCUGAGUUCUUCCGCAUGUUGAAGCGUCCAGAUGUUUCCAAUACUACCAACCCUCGGGUGUUCGUUUUCUCAAAAUUCGAGGUGCAAAAAAAUGCUCCAGUGCCCGAGACGAAGGAAGAACUGCUCAAAAUGCUGAGAAAAAGGGAGGCAAUUCAUUUCCACACGUUUCUCUGUCCCCCGUGUCAUUUUGGCCCCAUGUUCCAUAAAUGGCCCAAAUAUCCUGUUAAUCCUGGACUGAGUGUCUUUCACGUGGGCAAGAGAACGGCAUCUUACCAGAAGUGGGAACCAACAUACGUGGGCACCAACAAGGAACCCCUGGACGAUGAGCGGCUCUCCUGGGAAGGAAUGAGUGAUAAGAUGACGCAGAUGUACAUUCUGUGCGUACGUGACUACGAGUUUCAUAUCCUGGACAACGCCUUCCUUGUGCACCGCCCAGGGAUCAAGAGGUUGCAUUCGGACCCAGUGCGGGAAAAGUUCGUAGCCAAGCAAAACUUCUUCAUAGCUCACAAAAUUUUUCCAGAGUACAGGAUAAUAUUUGGUGUUCGGGAGGGCUGUACUUUAUGAUCCUCUGCUCCUUUCUGGUAUAGACCUAAAAUAAUCUAUUUAUGUAAUGAAAGAAAUGAAUGUUAUCUUUUUCUUAUCUAGUAGUAUUAUGGAGCUCAAUUGUGGCUCUAAAUGAAUGUAGCUGUUCAUUGACAUGCAUCUUAUCAUCAACUAGUAACAUGGUCUUGAAAUGUUUUUGUAAUUUUUAGGCUACUUACUAAUAUUGAGUGUUGUCAGUUAGGAUUUCUACAUUGAGUGAUUAUUUUCAUGACUCUAGAUGUAAGCCGGAAGUUCGUUGGAAGACAGUUAUAGGGUAUUGCAAUACUCCUGUCAUGUUCUCAGAUCAGGGAGUUAAUGAUUAGUUAGACGCUUCACGUCAUUGUUUUGUUACGGAAGCUUGUGAAGUCUUUCGCGCACCUCUCUUAGUCAUCGCCAGUCUUCCAGCCUCUUGGACCAUCACUGACGCAUCAAGAGGUCUUCUGUGCACCUAUUACUUAAUUUUGUUUCCUAGCUUACUUGAACGCUACCUAUUACACAUGCUAGCGCAACCAUCUUAGCUCAUAGUAAAUCCGUG
Portunus trituberculatus (swimming crab) is the source of this 2945-nucleotide messenger RNA. Its product is annotated as beta-1,4-glucuronyltransferase 1-like. The transcript has 8 exons. The record is from RefSeq and is a predicted model, not a curated record. NCBI's taxonomy places the organism in Eukaryota, Metazoa, Arthropoda, Malacostraca, Decapoda, Portunidae. Bases 737 to 2392 code for a protein of 551 amino acids.